GGGGCAUUUUCGGGGGACGGGGGGUACUUGGGGUCGGUAGAGUCUCUCGCCACACACUUUUUUCUACUCUGAAAAAAAGGUGCGUCAGACUCGGGCUAGUCGAAGUAAAAAAAAAAAACCUCGUCGUUGUCAUGGUAACUAUUAUAUAAAAAAAAAUUUACAGCGGGACUGUGUCUGAGAUUUAAAAAAGUGUGUGAUAAUUUUUUUUUUCGUUUUUCGCUGUAUAUUAUUAAAAAUGCAAUAAGAAUCUCAAUUUAAAAAUGCGGAAUUGCUAUGGUUACGCGCAUUGUUGUUGUUGUCAUGGAAAUUUAAGAGAAAAAAAAAUGUUUUUUUUUGUGAUAUAUAAAUGACCGAGAGAGAUAAUAAUUGAGGAGAAGGGGUGUAACUGCCAUUUGUCGUGUUGCUAUGGAAACUAGGGGAGAAGAGGAGGAGGAGAAUGAGGGAAAAGAAUGUGAUAAUGUAUGACCUGCUUAUAUAAUUAAUUAAAAAAAGGAUUAUUAUUAUUAUGGAUUUUGGGUGUGUUUUUUUAUUUCCAUGGAUAUGGUAGCUAUAGAUAUUUGCAUUUUAUUUCCGUGGAAACGUGGAAUAAUCCAUGGUAUCCAUAGAAAAGCAUAUUCAAAUUAUUUAUAGAAAAAAGCGUAUAUAUUUCCAUGGAAACAUAAAAAAUUCUAUAAUUUCCAUGGAAACACAAAGAAAUCUCAAAAAAUAUCUAUUUCCAUGGAUAUGAUCUCUAUAUUUGCAUUUAACAUUUCCCUGGAAACAUAAAAAACCAUGGUAUCCAUAGAAAACCACACAAAACCCAAUCAUAAAAAUUCAAAUCCCCAUGGAAACUCCAAAAAAAUCCAUGGAAACCAAAAAAUAUAAUCCCCAUAGAAACCACCACCAACCACACCACCUUGACCCACAAACACGCACCUACUACCCAAAAAUGCGUCCUCCACCACUCCACACCAUCCACACACCCUAAAAAUCAAUAAAUCCGACGCAUCCCGAGCACCCAGCCCACCAAAAAAUAUAUUCCACCAAAAAUAUCUGCAGUAUAUAAUUCCACCUCCGUCGUCUCGUCUCUCUCUCCACUCUUUUUUCGGAGCCUUUAUUAAUUUCCAUAGCAACCAACACUGCCAGUUAAUUAUAAUUUUUAAAAAAUGCAAUAUAAUGUAAUAAUCGCUUCCAUAGUUUUAAUCGGCGUUUCCCGUGUCCGCACAGAAUCGUCAACGUCUUCGAACGAGACGAUAAAAUGCUACGUGUGCAACUCUGUCCACGACCCGCGCUGUGGGGACCCUUUUGACCCCAAGACUAUUGAAUUAGUCGACUGCCAACAGUUCAUUCCUCAGGGGAAAAAUGCCACCGUCUGUCGGAAGAAUGUUCAGAAAGUCUCCCUUGGCUCCGUGACUGACCUGCGGAUCGUCCGCUCGUGCGGUUUCGAACCGGAAAAUAACCUCUCCCCCGAGGACCUCGAAGACGCCAAGGGAAAAAGCUCCAAUCCCUCGAAAAAACAGGAGGACAGGUGUUACAAUAGGGCGGGAACGUUCGAGGUUAUGGUGACUUAUUGUACUUGCCAUGGUCACCAGUGUAACGGCGUUGCUAAGGUUUAUCUAGAUUUUUUUAGUGUAGCAGUUUCCAUGGCGAUUGUUUCUUUUUUUGCGUAAAAAUUGUGUUUUAAUUAUUGUAAAAAUGAUGUAAUAUUUGGAAGAAAAUUAGUGUGAGAAUAAAGAGAAUUUGAAGGGAA
This is a messenger RNA of Folsomia candida, 1729 nucleotides long. RefSeq lists its product as uncharacterized. Bases 1146 to 1649 code for a protein of 167 amino acids. The record is from RefSeq and is a predicted model, not a curated record. The transcript is spliced from 3 exons. Gene Ontology annotation, biological process: sleep; regulation of synaptic transmission, cholinergic; positive regulation of voltage-gated potassium channel activity. Lineage: Eukaryota; Metazoa; Arthropoda; Collembola; Entomobryomorpha; Isotomidae.